UCUCUCUCCAGUGAAGUCAGUCAGGAAAGUGCUGCUCUUUUCUUCUUCUGCUCGCAAACAAGUCUCUUCAUUCUCUCAGCUUUAAUUUCAUUUAUUGUGUUUGAAUCAUUUUAUUGGGUUAAUUUAUUAGUUAUUUUAUCACUUCCUGACAUUGUUUUGUUUCCUGACUUUUUUCCAUACUUUAGUUUUUAUGUUGUUGUAUCUCUUUAAACACUUUUAGUGUUAUCCUGAAUCUCUUGUUGCUGGCAAGAAAGCUUUCCUCCCAUCAACUCGUUCAUCUGAAAAUUGGUGUAAGAUGGCGGGACUUUCUGGUUGUGUGCGGAGUCAUGGACAUCUUCACCCACCCUCCUGUUUUCUCACCAAUUCUACCUAGAAACAAAGUACCUACUCAUGCCAUGGCGAUUUAUUGGACAGAUGUUAGAUGUUGUUAAGAUGAUGGAAGUGGCUGAUGGUCAUCAUGCUCAUUCAAGUUUAUUUCACAUGCAAACAAACGUAUGGCACGGUAAACCAGUCAUACAGUACAAACAUAGAAAGGUCAAAGGGAAUUGUCUUGCAGUAUAGGUCAUCGCAAACAGCUUCAGAUAUCGGGCCGGCUCUGUGCAGUCCGGACCAGAACCCGGUUAGUCUUUUUGGCGGCCACAAAAACAAAAAAAACAAGUUCACACUGCAGUCGGCCAUUUUUUGAGGGAAAAAAACUUGCAGGAAAUCCUCAAAAGAAGUCACGCCUGUCAGAUGGUACCAAGAGAACCAUCUUGUUGUUCAUCCCAGCUGUUUGUGUGCGUGCGUGUGUGUGUGUGUGUGUGUGUGUACAUCUCUAAUUGACAUGUGUGAGUGCAGCCCCUCCCUCCUCUGAUUCUGACCUUAAGGGCUAUUUUGGGUCAAGCGGAGCCAGACAGAACCUCUCCAAUGUGUUUUGGGAUUUUCUUCAUCAGUUUGUGCUUUUUCAAUGUCUUCCUUGACUUGUGCAAAGUAGUCUUGAUGGAGUCCACAGGCUGCUGUGACGUCACUGCUGGAGCUCUAUACACACGCACACACACACACACACACACACAAUGGUUAGGUGAUGCGCCCCCCUCACCCAAGCGGUCGUGUCAGUCCGUACCUAUAGUGAAGACGAUGAAGAUAAUGACGGCCACGCCCAACAGCAUGGCCAAGCAGCUGAGCAGAAGUGACACCCGUCCGUACUUCCGGGCUGCCUCCACAUCGCCAUUGUUGAGCACCGACCUCGACUGGCGGGAAACACGAGAGCAGGUGUCAGACGCACACAUCCCCGUGCGCACAGCCAAACUUGCGAACUCACCACGCUGGCGUACCACAGCGCGCACACGUUAAGGGGCACGCCGGGGCAGAGGCACGACAGCACUGCCAGCCACAGGUAGCUGGGCGGUACCGACCCGGGCGGGAUGGGGGAGGCCAAGCUGAGGCGGGAUAAGGACCUGGGUGCGGCCGCCAGCUGGCCCACCGAGCCGGACUUGAGCGGCGACCUGUGUCCGUUCUGCUCGGCGUCCAGGGAGCGAACGCUGCCCCGCAGGUCGAGCGAUUCGGAGGUCUUGACGUUGCUCUGGCCGCCCGGUUCGACGGUACCGACGCUCAGCAGCUUCUCCGUGUCCUGGAAGUCGCCCGGGUUGGACGCGUCUCUCUGGACCAGGGCGCUGCUGGCGAAGGAAGCGUCGGUGUUGAUAGCCAUGGUUAAAACAAAAAAAAAAGUUGUGCGUUUGGGUCUGGACGGAAGGUUCUUUGGUUCUGAGGAGUCUCCCUCAGAGGUUCUCCAUCAGUGUGAUGUCUGUGGUGUCAUCCAGGUCCAAAUGUCCUCCUGCUCAGAUGGAGUGAGCAAUCAGCCCAUCCCCGUGCGUGGUAGCGUGCACGCAGCAACGCGGUGCGUAAAAGCUUUCCAUAUAUGCGCGUGGCUUCACACGCACGCGCGUUGCUGACUCAGUCUGCUAGAGUCCAAAAGUGCAGAGCUCAGUCGAACCAGAACCUCUCUUAAUGGCCCAUACCUCCGCCAAGGAAGACAUUUGUUUGUUAGUCAGCACACUUGGAGGGGGCGGGAAUUAUGACCAGGAGGAGCAUACUUUUUUCAUACUUUCCUCCAUUCUUAAGAUGACAGAGGGUGACAUAUCUUUAGACUUCACGGUUAUACUUUAGGGCUCGUACAGAAGCAUGGAAUUUGGUUUUCUAAAUUUGAAGGUCUGGAAAAGUAUUCAGUUCAUCACUUAAGUGUUGCAGCUCAAAUGCUACACAUCUACUGAGUCUGGGAAAAAGUAUAUGGAGUUUUGAAUUGUCAAAUCCGUAGGAACCCAGUUCAAGGUUCAGACCCGCCUGUCUUCUUUAGUGGCACGUGUAGACCGUGACGUCAUGUCUCAGACAAAGAUAUAUCAAUGUCCACGUAAAUCGAUUGUAAUCCUCCUAAUUGUAUAAACGAGGAAAGAAGCUCAGGAUAUUUUCAAUUGAUUGUUCGUUUGGGUCGUAUAGAACAAUAUCCCCCACCAUGUUAUGCACACACGUGACUAAGCUGGCCACAUUUGUGGAGGUAUAAAACAAAUUUCAACAAUCACCAGCAGGUUGUCAGCUGCGCUUUCUAGGAAAUGUGGCGCCACCAAGUGGUCGUAGUGAGACACCGCGUCAUGACCUUUGUGCUAGUGCUUCAACUCAUCCACUAAACUGCGUUAAUGGGACUUGAUGGAUUAUUUUCAGUCUUUCUAUUAACUUCUAUCAAGAAUGUCCUUGUCAACUGUCUUUCCAGGAAGAAGCAUACAAAAGUUUCUUUAAAGCAAAAUAAGACAUUUUUUGUGGAAUCGUGCAGCCCUACUUGACUACUUUUCAUACAUUUUACAAACUUGAUGCUCCUCGCCCUUUAGGUGUGACAUCACCAACUGUCAUACCAACAGGUGAUGCCUUCUGGCUUUAAACAGACAUGAUGUGUUUUUAUUUGAUGCCUUAAUUAGCUCUCAUGGUUCUGCUGGUCUUAACAUUCAUUCGUUCAUUUUCUAUCCCUUAUCCUCACGAGGGUCGUGGGCGUGCUGGAGCCUAUCCCAGCUGUCUUCGGCCGAGAGGCGGGGUACACCCUGGACUGGUCACCAGCCAAUCUCAGGGCACAUAUAGAAAAACAACCAUUCACACUCGCAUUUAUACCUUUUGGAGUCGCCAAUUAAUGUGUUUAAUUCAUGUUUUAUGUUAAUGUUUUUGGAAUGUGGGAGGAAGCCGGAGUUGGUCUUAACAUCUCAUUGGACUAUAUGACAAUGUUCCUUCCAUGUUAAUAAGUGUACAGUAAUUAACAUGAAUGCAUGGUGAAAGAAACCGAUGGUUAAAGAAAGUUAUUUUAAUAUCAAAAUAAGGGGCAAACAAUCAAAAUGCAGAAAGGUUUAUUUAGGACAAACAGCAAUACAGAAAUACUGCACAUAUUAAAGCUGUUUUCUAUAUUGUAUAUCCAUCUUCCUCCUCACCUGCGGGUCAGUUCUGACCAGAACAGUUCUUCAGCUGGCAGCUUUAGCAUGUUUCAGGAACAUAAAGCUUGCCAGUGAAGAACUGCUGUGUGUCAGCCAUCUUUGACAUUAUGAUAGAAGGGGUCAGGAGUGCAAACUUCAUUUUUAUUUGUUUAUCUUCCGUGGUGAAGAGGCUCCUGUAGAAAGAGAAGAAAGGAUAUUUGAAACUUAAAGAGUGUGGCUAUGAGAUGGUGUGUAUUCAUUAAAAACACUAUGUAUUUAUGAAAGACUUUAACCCUGACACCAACAUUGUUUACAGUACUCUAGCCUGCGUGUGUGUGUGUGUGUGUGUGUCACAUCUGACGACUGACGUGAUGUUGAUGAAACAUGAGAUGAUUUGCCAGAUUAGCUUUGUGCAUCAUCUCUGCAGGCUCAUUGUCCCAUCUAGACUACUCGUUGGUUACCAUGGUUACGCACCAAGACCUAUUUGAGCGUGUGUGUGUUCUGAUUAUGUACUUUCAUUUAAGUCAGCUACAGAUGUACCCAGUGACGGAGCUACGUGGCCACGGUUGGUCACUUUCCAGCCACCCUACUGGCCAUCUAGACAUUUCGGGGAUCAACUUAUUCCCACCACUAUGUGAGUAAUGGGCUCACCGUGACUACCCCAAUGAAAAAUUUCUGUCUCGGCCACUACUUGUACCCUCAUGACAACUUGUGUUGAUUAGCACAUGCUAGCACUCCAGCCAGAAGAGGUAAACAGGAAAUCAAACAAGUCUUCAGGGAGGAUGUUGGACCUGAAGACUGACCAGAACCAUUCAACAUUUAAGGAUCCCUGGAUCACAUGGAACACAUUCUAUUUGUGCACUUGGCCACUUAUGACAAAAUGUGCCGUCAUGAUGUGCACUCAACAGAGCAGUAAUGGAGCCUAACCACCCUCGGCACACAGUAUACUUAGCGCAGUGUAAGUACGGAAGUGCGCAAAUUCAAACACAGACUUCUUGCUAAUCCUGUUUGGAGGAUGUUGUUUCCAGCAUGUGUUGGUCCAAUGUGCUCACAACCUUCCCGACUUCUGACUGACACACCAUCAUCCGUUGUUUCAUCUCUGUGUUAACAAGGAGCAGCAUUGUUGCUUUGUUGUCUUCUUUUUCUUCCUCCUUUGUCGACUUCCUUCCUCCCUCCUUCCCAACAGUGCAGUCCAGCAUUCCGCACAUUCCAGCUGUGGAUGUCCAAAAGUGCAUUCCCACACAGCCUCGCCUCCUCCACCCCUUCUCUUCCAGCCUUUAAAACAUCCCAUUCGUCGAUGUCAUGGCUCUGUAUGCUCUGUGGCUGCCAUGAUUGCUUCCUCCUCGGUCUCCUUGGAGGCUGGAAUCACGUGGAGGGAUGGUGGACGAUAGCGUCAUCCGCCGGAGCAAAGAACACUUCUGGGGAAGGCCCCAACCUGUUCACAAUGAACAAAUCAAGGACCAUAAAGGUGCACUUGAAGGAGUCUGGUGUGGAAGAACUGGAACACACAUGGACCCAUUACAAAAUCCUGCCGAAAGUCAUCACAGAAGAGUGGAAGCUGAUGUCAGCUGCAAAUACUUCACAUCUUCAGUUUGUCUUGCCCAUUGCUGCUGCCCAGUUGCCGGUGCUCACCUACUUUAGACUCCAUCUGAUCCUCUGUCCUGACCUCGUGAGGAGCGUGCGCAAGGUGAUCCUCUGUUCCCUCAAAUGAACAUGCACACGAGCAAUGAGGGUGUGACAGAAAAUUGUUAUAGGAGUCAAAUUGAAGCGAUGGCCUCCAUGUGAUGGUCAUUAUGUCACACGACUGUUGGGGGGGGCUCGUGACACAGCAUUACUGGUGUGCUGAAUUAUGUAAGCAGUCUCUUCACACAGUCAAACACUUUCAUAAAAGACAGUUGUUUUUAAGGACAUCGCCUGCUGAUAAAAAAAUAUAUAUAUAUAUUUGUAGGAGUCAAGUCAGCACUUUUUACCAUGAUUACAUUACUACUAUUAGCAGUAGUUAGUAGUACAGUACGAGGAAUGCCGGUGCAUUCAAGACGACAUGAAGCCAACAUGUUCCUUUGCAGCCUUCCAGCCUGCUGACGUUACAUUAGGACUUCCAGGUCUGAUUCUGGACCACAUUAACCCCUCCCUCUCUCUCUCUCUCUCUCUCUUCCUAUGUGACGCGCACUGCUGCGGUUCCGAGACCUGUAGAGGGGAACUGGAUUUGGGAAGUCUCAGCACCGGUCCAUUGUCAAAUGUCGUCACUGAGCAAGACGCGUGAGCCUCGCCCUCGGCGGCCCGGUAGAAUCCAGAACAUUCAUCCGGCUCGGUCGUCGUUUACGUAAGUGAGCCACUGCACAGGCUGCAGCUGUGAAGGAGACAGAGUGGGACUUCAGCUCCUUUUACACAACUCCUGACUGCCUCUGAACUCCUCCCUCCCCACGCUCACGCACACACACACGUCCUAAUCAGCCGGCUUCCCACGCCGAUCAGCUGGCUGCGUGAUGACGUGGGCGGUCAGGAGUUGGCUGACGUCAGAUGACUUUAAUGAGGCAGCAGUUUAAGAGGGUGACCAUAUUAUACGGUAUAGUUAUAUAUAGAGGAAGCUUCAUAAAUUAUAUAUAGAACUUUUUUUGCUUUUCACUAACUCAAGCAAAACUUCCAAUUUAUUUUAGUACCACAAUAUAACGUAAUUACGAAGUAACUCACAGGAUUGGUACAAAAUAGUGUUACUAUAAAGACGAUUUGAUAUUUAGAAAAAUCAGUCAUGAGACAAUUUUAACUCCAAUUUUUGUCCAAUUGCCGAGUUGCCGAGUCCAUGACGGUACGACACAUGACCGAACACAUGAUACAGGUAAUUAUAGCUAAUAAAGGUCAUUUAAGGCUAUUUAAACUUUUCUGGCCUCUUACUACAAGGACAGUCAACUCUUAGUUUUCAAACGUUUAAUUUGUCCAGUGCGAUCUAGGUCGGCUGCUUGGUGUGUCAACCGUAAGUGUCGUGUAGAAACAUUAUUAGAGAAGAAUUGUUCCGCCCCAUAUGCUGUCAUUCUACUAACGUCUGCUGUUGCCAUGGAUACGCGUUCUGUAGCUUCAGAUAGAUAAGGCGUCGUAUAACAUCAACUCUUUUUUAUGCCGCUUAAAAUAAAGUGGCGGAAGAAAAAACAUAGAUAAAAACUUAAUUGUCUCAGGAUCGAAGGACUAAAGCAGUUUUUCUUCGCCGACUAACUCAUUUGUUGUGUUCAGGAAACAAUACGAUUUAGCUGCUUUCGCUUGUUAGCCUGUUUGUGCCGCAUGUCGGAGGAAGACAUCAACAAGAUGAAGACUUGUAGUAGCUUAGAAAAGAAGAGCAAGAAAAGGAAGAAUAGGAAGAACGGCAUUGCUGCUCCACACACGUCUCCACAGGAUUCAGUCAAGCCUCCUGAAGCCGUGCACUUGUCCCUGCUGCCGGCAUGUACGAGGCCUCGAGGUCAAACAUGCAAGCUGCAAGUGGCCUGCAAGAAGACCAAAGACCGACCCCUGGUAGACAAACCCCCCAAAGAGCUGGAUUGGAGCAGAAGCGAUGACGCCAUGACAGCGGCCUGUGUGGCUCAGCUCAGUGUCCAGGUAACGGAGAGUCUGAGGUGGGAGGGUGCACUGGAGGACCCCCAGGCGGAGGAGGAGAGGCUUAAGGUGUACCGGGCCAACAGGAGGCGGCGUUAUGUUGCUCAGCAAGAGACGCAAAAGCUGUCCAUGCUGGCUGAGACAUCGCAGCUUUUGAGCCAAGACAGACUGUGACAUGUUCUUAUUUGUUCACAUUGAAAACGCAUCUUAAGAUGCUUGAAGAAGAAGACACAAGCAACACUACAGCCUCCUCUUCUAAAAAACUGGCGAUUCUUGUGGAAUGACCCAACCAGCAUCAUGAGGAGGAGUAACAUGACCGUCCUCCACAGGAAGCUUAUGUCCGCAAGUCCACCUGGUGAAGGACGCCAAGCUAGAGGCAUGUGAUCAUCAAGACAACUGCAGCCAGCUCAGAGCUUCGUCCUUGGUGAUGGCCCGUCCUGAUACGAGCCUCUCAGCCACCGCAGAAACCGCCGGGUCAUAGUUCAAGCUGGCCGCCGCUAUGACCUCAUCGUUCCUGCUCAAGGAUGCAGAUUAGAGCAUCACGCCCGUCGCGACGAGGAGCUGAUCGUAACGCUGCACAGAGCCGUCGUCAAAUGUCACCGUCUUCUCGUUCGUGUCUACAGACAGUGCCUUUGCAGCCAGAGCAGAGGCAACCGGCUUUGUGUGGAAAAUGCUGACCAGGCAGCGAUCGCUGUGAAUGGAGCCAAACAAAGAACAACCUGCACGCUUUGGGGUGGCAGCUUCACCUGCUCUAGCCUGGAGUCUCGCUCGUAGUAAGAACACACCCUCAGAUGCUCUGACAUGGACGGAACGUCCCGGAAGCACCAAUUGUCCACGGGAGAGAAGGCUGUGCUGAAGUGCCACACCUGCAGACAAGGACAUCCUUCCAACUGACCCUACCCUGAGGGCCGGACGUCCUCUGCCAGCGCAGCGUGACCAUCCCUCGGACCGGCAGCAGAGAGGAGCACACCUGUCUCAUGAGGCGGGACACCAGAGCCAGCUGGGACAGGGACAGGCUGUCCAAGAAGCUGGCUAUAUGACACAGGACUUCGUAUGGCAGCAAGCUCAGAGUGGGUCCGCCUGAGGAAUUGUAGGGAGAUCCAACGGGUGGGAUGGUGGGACGCAGCUGGAAGCAGCCCAGAUCCUCCCUGAAGAAGAUGAUCCACAUCAUCAAAAGCUUCGUCAGGUGCAGCCCAAAUACGCCAGCGGACAUCUCUGCUGGAACCAGCCAUUCACGCACAUCUGGAUGUCGCUGUGCACGUUUCUGCAUCAUACCAUCAGAACAGCAAUAUGCAAAUGACUAUCCUGGAAUUCAUCUGGAUACUCCGUAGACGGAGACUGACGUCACAUCCACGCAGUGACGACAAGUUGGAGGUGGAGCUCUGCCGUCUUCUUGGCCAUCAGGUCUCCCAGCGAUGUGUUCCUACCGAAAGGAGCUGAAAGGAAGUUGUACGUCUGCGUGCCCUCAUCCUGCAGGAGACCAUCCGUACACACCUUCUCUGCGAUCAGGUGACCUCGCUGCUCAUUCUCCAGCGAGCACAGCAAGGAGGCCUGAGGAGCACACUUGAUGACAGGCAGAAAGGACUGAGCGAUGAGUAGGUGCCGUGCAGCCAGCAGGGGGUGCCAACAUGCUCACUGCACCUCCUGCUAUAGCAGACGAUGCAGGGCGCCAGUGGAGGCCGGUGUGUGCUGCCCGCUGGUCUCGUGCCGCCUGCUCUGUGGGGUGCAUUUCCACCUGUGCAAAGAAGAGGAGCACAUGUUGCUGUGCCCCAAAGUCAAUGUGCCCUGCCUCAAUGCCGCCUAUGGCUGCCCGGCCCACCUCAGACGCUCCCAGCAGGCAGCCCACCUGCAGGUGUGUCCUGCCAGCGUGGUGGUCUGCAGCGUGGAGUGGAACCGAUGGCCCGCCGACCACACCGACCCGCACUGCCCGCAAUGCCUACAGGAGAACGUCUUGAAAGAGAAUGAGUGCCAGGAGGAGGCCCUGGAUGUUGCCAUGGCGCUGGUGGAUCAGGAAGACCUAUUUGCCCGAUUGAAGAUGAAACCCCUGUUCCCUGAACUGAUGGACCCUCAAGAACAGCAGGAGGAGACACAGGUGGACGCCAUAAGACAGAUGAUUGACUGCCCAAACAUACAUGAAGGGUCACUCACUAAAGAAGACAGCGCUUGUGAGGACGUGGUCACCAUGGAGACAGAUGCAGGUGAAGCGAGAGGGUCUUUGGUGGUCAGCAAGGAGAAACUGAAGCUGAGUGAGAUGAUGUUUGGGAUGGACAAAGGCGGCUGUGCGCUGGCUGAGGCAAGGCAAAUGCAAUCAGAACCAAACUCUCGACCCCGCCAGAAAGACUUGCUUCAUAAAGGAGACGAAGAUCCAGAGAAAGGUGGGAAGAACAUGAGUGUGGACAUAAAAGGAGACGCUGCUGGUGCAGAGACAUUCCCACCUCCAGACACAAGCAAGACAGGCCUGGCGCCGUGGCAGGAGGGGGUUCUGGAGCGUCUGGGCCAGGAGCUGAGCCCACAUGAGUACAACAUGUACGUGGUCCAUCACGGCCGCAUGCUACUUGCUUUUGGACAAAUUGAGGCGUGUACGCCCCGAGAGAAGGACUUUGUCUACGGGAGCCUGGAGCCCAUUCCCGUCCAGACUUUGCGCUCCUUCAAGGUUCCAGACAGCUACCACUACCGGCGUCGAGUUCAUCUGUAUGACACCGCCGCCCGAGCCCUCAGUGAGACUCGCAGCGUGGACACGUCUGAGCUCCAAGUCAGCGAGGAAGACUUCUUUAGCGAUGAAGCAGCUGACACUCUGCUGGGAUACGCAGAGAGGGAGGUCAGAGGGCACAAGAUCAGUGAGUCCAAAGCAGCAGACGGGCUCUAUGUGGACGUGGGAACUCAAACAUACUCGUUCCGCUCUGCACCAUUUAAGCGUGACAUCACCUUGGCGGAGGUAACAUCUGGCAGGCCGCUGAAGCUCUACUUGAGACUGCAGGACGAGAGCGUGAGCGGCCGACACAACCGAACCAGUUGUGUCUUCAACUUCCUGUGCGGCCACAGCUUUCUGCGUCGGGAGUUCUCCUCACAUGUCAAGAAUGUCCACGCUGACAUUCAGUCGUGUCUGAGCGGGUGGUUCGAGCAGAGGUGCCCCCUGGCCUACUUGGGCUGCACGUACACUUGGAGGAGGUUCCGACCUGCCAACCAUGACGCCUUAGUCACCUACAAUCAGCACCUACGCAGUUUCAACUUGCGUCCCACACAAGAACCUUCAGCGGCAACUGCUGGUGGGGGCGAGGGGUCCGCUCUGAGCGCACUGCCCUACGAGGUCCUGUGUCACAUGGCCAGCUUCCUCGACAGCCUGUCCCUGUCCCAGCUGGCUCUGGUGUCCCGCCUCAUGAGGCAGGUUUGCUCCUCUCUGCUGCCGGGCCGAGGGAUGGUCACGCUGCGCUGGCAGAGGACAUUAGGCCCCAAGGGGGCUGUCAGGUGGACAGCUGAACCUGUUUGGGAGUUCAGUCGUCUCUUCUCCUCGGUGGACUCAUGGCAGAUGAAGAACGAGCCCCUGAUGUCUGCCCACCUUAAAGUCUGCCCUUUCUAUGAGACCACCAUGCCUAGUCAGCCUGUGCCUCUACUCCGUGUGACUGAGGAACAUGUUGGUCCACAAGUUGGUCCUCAGUCACCCAGCCUGGUCAAACACUUCACAUCUGGACGGUCCUGAGAGACACAUACUGUUCCUUUGAAAGUCUUCCAAGCAGUAUUGUGUGGGGGGUACACUGCAUGGUUCUAUUUUCUGUUAUAUCAUAUUAAACCAUUAAAGGAAGCUGCCCCUCUACAGUAAUUUCUCUCUUUAUGGAGUUGAUGUGAUAUCAUGGGAUUUAUUUUGGCGUGUUCUAUCCCUGAGAUCUCCAUACCAGACCUUAUGGAACCUUGACGUGAAGUGCCUCCUCCUGCCGUUGGGUGGCACUAGUCUCCUCCUGGCACACAUCACAGUUUCAUCGUGCACGGGUCUGGCUGUGUCACCUAGGCGCGUGCACACAAGGUGAAAACGAGGUUAUUUGUCCUCACGCUCAUCUUCCUCAUCACCCUCAUGUGCCUCAUUCUCAGCCGCUUCAACGCGAAGACAGCCUGCUGCUGCGCGUCCGCCGACGCUCGGGAGCGCGCACACGCGACGUCUAGCGUGGACCUUUUGUCUGCCACGGUAGAACAACGACACGUCAGGUAGGCCACGCGCAUACGCACACAUACAUUAUCAACGUGAACGGCUCUCGUGCACAAAACAAAGGAGCGUGAGCGUGUGUUGUUUUUGGUGGUGCGUACACGGACGCGCAUCCU
Molecule: messenger RNA, 11318 nt
Organism: Doryrhamphus excisus (bluestripe pipefish)
Lineage: Eukaryota; Metazoa; Chordata; Actinopteri; Syngnathiformes; Syngnathidae
Source: RefSeq, a predicted model, not a curated record